Molecule: messenger RNA, 3382 nt
Organism: Neogale vison (American mink)
Lineage: Eukaryota; Metazoa; Chordata; Mammalia; Carnivora; Mustelidae
Gene: SERTAD4
Product: SERTA domain containing 4
Exons: 4
Coding region: 338-1390 (350 amino acids)
Cellular component (GO): nucleus
Source: RefSeq, a predicted model, not a curated record
UCACCCUGGGGGCAUCCUGCAGAACCUCUCCUCGGAAAUCCACGGGGAAAUGGCAAACAGGAUUGACGGGUUUCACACGCUCUUCGCUAGACAGAGCCGCUCAUUACCAUAACCGUCUGCAGCGACGGCGGCGCGGCGCCCCAGUCGCGGCGGCGGGACCUGCCGGGACCCUAGCCCGCCGCGCACCAGCGUCCACCGCCGACCGGGCCGCCGGGCCGGGCUCCGCGCGACUGUGCACCGGCGGCCGGGCUGGCGCCGAGCCCAGAGCGGACCAGCGGCGGCGCGAGCGCUCGGGCCGCCGCCUCCCGGCUGACCCCGCGAUCUGAGGCCAUCAGAGAUGACUCUGGUUCUGUCCAUGAAUAGAUUCUGCGAGCCCAUUGUCUCAGAAGGAGCUGCUGAAAUUGCUGGGUACCAGACACUAUGGGAGGCUGACAGCUACGGAGGCCCGAGUCCCCCUGGGCCAGCACAGGCUCCUCUGCAGGGAGACCGGGGAGCCGGUCCCCCACUGGCAGGAUCACAUUACAGGGGAAUUUCAAAUCCUAUAACAACAUCCAAGAUCACAUACUUUAAGAGGAAGUAUGUGGAAGAAGAGGAUUUUCACCCACCACUCAGCAGCUGUAGCCAUAAAACCAUCUCGAUUUUUGAGGAACGAGCCCAUAUCCUGUAUAUGUCCUUAGAAAAGCUCAAGUUUAUUGAUGAUCCUGAAGUGUACCUCCGACGGUCCGUCCUUAUCAACAACUUGAUGAAACGGAUCCACGGCGAGAUUAUCAUGCAGAAUAACUGGUGCUUUCCUGCCUGCUCUUUCAACGGCCCCUCUGCCCAAGAGUGGUUUCUGGCUCAAGACUGUCCUUACCGAAAACGACCGCGGAUGGCCAAAGAGGAGUGUGAAAAGUUUCACGCCUGCUGCUUUUACCAGGAAUGUGGUGGUCACUACCUAAACCUGCCCCUUUCUGUCCAUGCUAGUGUCGGAAGUGCCUCCACCACUGCCCCCUCUUCCUCCUCAACUUCCUCUUCCCCUCCCCCUCUGCCUUUACCGAGUUGUUCCCACCAGGUGGAUUUCAAUGUAGGCUGUGCAUCUGCUUACAAGGGUGAUGGUCAGGUACCCGCCAGCGAAAUCUUUGUCACUAAUGUCAGGUCACUAGGUGUUCAGGAAAAGGCCACAUUAAGUGAGGAGAAGGCAAAUAACGACACCAACAGGGAUGGUGGCCCAUUAAGCCAUGAACCUGUGGGAAAUGACCUUGCUUUUGAGUGCAAAGGCCAAUUUUAUGAUUAUUUUGAGACUGGAUAUAAUGACAAAAACAAUGUGAGUGAGUCUUGGAAAAAGUCCUUAAGGAAAAAGGAGCCUUCACCAAGUAACAAACCGUGCUGUGGCAAAGGGAGCAAACUAUGAGCCAUCUUUCCACCGAACCUCUGAAGCAUGCACAGCAUGACCAAUUAGCUCUCAUAGAUUUUAUUUUGAAUGGAUUUUAUAGUUUUGUACAACUGAUAAAAUUAUGCCAUGAACACGCCGUGUCGUUUUAAUGCCUGGAGAGCAGAUUGCGUAAAACCUCUGUAGAGUAGGCAUCAGCGAGCUACUUCUCAAUGUGGUGAUGUUACCAAGAACACAGUUGACUCGAUGCUUAAAAGUAAACCUUAGUUUUCUCACAGAAAAGGUCCAGUAGAUUAGACUGGGGGACAGUGUGCCCUUGUGACCUUUCCAUGACCCCCCCCCCAAGGAGCCUGUCACUAGCUAAGAAACGGCAACACGUUCGCCAAUCAAUUAGGUAGUUGUUUGGUCAGCAAACCAACAUAACCAGCAAAGGAUGUCUGCUGCUUCUAUGUGAUACAGUAUUUUUUUUCUGAAUGAAAGACUGAAGACAGGGAGCUAGAUGAAGUGGCUUCACCGUGCCGUUAAGGAGAUGUCUUUAACAGUCUUGCAUGACAGACGAAAAUAGGAUGUAACAUAAUGAAACACCUGUCUAGGGGUGGCAAUCAACAAUAUGUGGAGAAGGGUAAUCCCUGCGAGUUCCUGGCUUGCCUGCGAUGCGUGAUCAGGCAGUUAGAGAGGUGUUAUACAGGGCGAUUUUUGGUGCCUUACUUUAUCUUAAUUUUUGCCAAUGUGAAAAUUAAGGAUAAAUCAGAGUUACAGCAGGGAUUUAACAAACAGGAAAAAAAUACACAGGGUGGAUCAAUAUUGUUUGGAAACCGUUAACUUCGAAACUAUUGUGUUUAACUUUUGAUUCAACAUCUCUAUUCUUCCUUUGUUUUUUGAUGCCCAAUUGCUUUUGGAUUUGGCAUUUUUAGAAAGGGGUGGGGGAAACAAUAGAGCUGUUAGAAACCAGCACUAAGCUGCUUGAGCUUUUCUAUGGCAACGGGUCUGUUGCUGGGGUUUGGGUUUUUUGGGUUUUGGGUUGUUUUGUUUUGUUUUGUUUCCUUGUCCAAUGAAGUUCAUGAACCGGUGGCAUGCAUUAUACUUUAAUCUGUUUUGCAUCAUUUCACUCGUUUAGAUUAUAAAAGCAUGUGGUUUUUUAUAUAUGACUUUUGCUGUUGAUUAAGAAGCACAAUGUUAAUAAAUGAUGUGGUGAUCAAUAAGGUUUUAUCUUAAAGAAUGUAAAGACUUUAGGUUUUGGAAAGUUAUUUUGGAGAAAUGGGACUCAGUUGGCAAUAGCUACCAUGUAUUUGGGCCACAGUUUUCUCAAUGAUUUAUUUAAUUUGUACAUUUGAAGAGUGUUCAGAGUGCCCCUCUGACCGUCCGUCCUCCUACGCCAGCCUACUCCUCCUGCUAAACUGUAUUCCAGUUUCCAAGAUUGCUAAUUGACUUGGGCCUCCUUAAACAGUACUUCACAGGAACCAAAUGCCAAAUGGAGGAGAUAAGUAAGUCCUCCCAGUUUCUCCAAGAUAAAAGCUUUUUUAUUAUUGCUAUUAAUAUUAAAUAUAGGUCUCAUUCAUACAGUGUAUGAGUAGGAUCAUCAUUUGGACAAUGUCCACAAGGACCAAUUUUUAAAACAUGUUCUUGUGUUAUGGCUAAUAGUCUAGUAAUGUUUUGUCCUUUAUUUUCAAUAUUUGAUAAACAUUUGAUGUUGAAAACUUAGAUGAUAGAUGCUUGUAUAUGAAUGUGUUGUAAUAAAGUGAGGUUUUCUUGAUAUAUAUUUAUUAAAAUGAUCAAAAUGCAUUAAGAGUUCCUAAUUUUCAUGAUCAUCGGCAAUGUUUCUGUUUUCCGUUGCUCUUUCUCCUUUAAAAAACUCAAGAUGUCUAGUGGGCAGUGGCCACACGGGAGUAUUCAAAAUGAAAGACUUCUUUCAAGAGGUCAACCUGACAGGUGUUUUAGAAUGGUCCUAGUUUGUGAGUUAGAUUUCUGUUAAUUAAGAGGCCAAUGUUAAUAAAUGAUGUGGUUGGUCAUCAA